Molecule: messenger RNA, 924 nt
Organism: Mesocestoides corti
Lineage: Eukaryota; Metazoa; Platyhelminthes; Cestoda; Cyclophyllidea; Mesocestoididae
Source: the annotation of a GenBank genome assembly
AUGUCCCAACUUCGACUUCGCAGAAAGAAGAACCGCAAUCCAACGGUUUUUAUCCUGUUCCGUCAAGGCCUUCAAAUGAGUGCUUACAACCCAAUCGAUUUGUAUGGUGAUGAUAUCGAAGUGGAUUAUCGUGGCUAUGAAGUCACCGUUGAUAAUUUCAUUAGGGUUGUAACUGGCAGACUACAGCCCUCGGCUCCUGCAUCUAAGAGACUCAACACAGAUCAACAUAGCAAUAUUCUGAUUUAUAUGACUGGUCAUGGAGGUGAAGGCUUUCUAAAAUUCCAGGAUGACAGUGAGCUUUCCAGUGUAGAAUUAGCUGAUGUUGUUAAUCAAAUGUGGCUUUCUCGUAGGUACAAUGAAAUGCUCAUAAUCACUGAUACUUGUCAAGCUGAAUCCAUGGGUAGUCAAGUCUAUUCUCCGAACGUUAUCACCGUCGGGAGUAGUAAAAUUGGGGAAGAGUCGCUUGCGCAUCAUCUUGACGCCACAAUUGGUGUGUUCGUCGCGGAUCGUUAUUCUUAUUACGCACUGCAAUUUUUAGAGAAAUUAACUCAUGAAAGUAAACAUAAUAUGGUGGAAUUCCUCAACCUCUGUACAUUCGCCAUGUGUCAAUCUACGGUGAAGUAUCGGACUGAUUUGUUUGCAAGAAAUCCGUCGAAUACUUUGGUUACGGAUUUCUUCUCAACUACUCAUAAUAUUGAGGAUGGGUCAUACCUUUUGUCAUCUGUCAAUGAAAAUGCAACAGUGUUUACAGAUGAAGAAUUCCCGAAGUAUGUUUCUGAAAAGUUGUCAUCUGUUGUCAUCAAUUCCAAAGUAUACUUUAUUCAUUCACUCUUUAUUUUGCCACAAGCCCAUGUAUUGAUUCGAUAUUUUAUUCCUUACCUUGAUACGUUAGAAACUCACGUACCAUCUGUGCUUGUCAUCUAG